Scatophagus argus is the source of this 5487-nucleotide messenger RNA. Its product is annotated as carbohydrate sulfotransferase 8-like. The record is from RefSeq and is a predicted model, not a curated record. Lineage: Eukaryota; Metazoa; Chordata; Actinopteri; Scatophagidae. Gene Ontology annotation, biological process: carbohydrate biosynthetic process; proteoglycan biosynthetic process. The coding region runs from base 1141 to 2472 and encodes 443 amino acids. Gene Ontology annotation, molecular function: sulfotransferase activity. The transcript is spliced from 4 exons. Gene Ontology annotation, cellular component: membrane.
AUAACUGAAUAUAAGUGGCUUGAAAAACACACGCUUUUUGGUGUCAUGUAGUACUUCGUGUCUCUGCAGACAUAUCUCAUAACCUCCUUAAUCAUAUUACUCAUAUGCGUUAAGUUGUGAAUGUCGCUGUCGUGUAAACAAAUUAUAGACACCAACUCUAACAGAGAUUUGCCAAAUCAUUUGGUUAAAAGUCUGAAAGUCAUUCUCAGGCACAAAUACAGACAUUCAAAAACACCCCCAAACGCACAGUGGCACUGUUUUAUAAAUGGUAAUUAAUUCAUAAUUGAUUAAAGACGUCGGACUUCACCGAAUAAAUAUCUGUCUCACAUCUCUGAUAAAAGCAGUGAGAUUAAUUUAAACUCUAUGCCGCCUCUGCUGUAGCUCAGUUGCAUUUAUUGGAGCAGUGCACAUCAUUCAGUAUCCACUUGCAGCGCGCCAUGAUCCCGCAAUUUGGUAAGAAAAAACGGACUAUAACAUAACGACACCGAGAUCAUCCAUAUUAGAAGAGUCUUUAAUGAACUCAGACCGUAAAGGACACUCCUCCUGCUCCCGGCUCCGACCGCUCUUCUCCCGCACCCAGUCGAUGCGCGGGAGGAAAUUCAGUGCCCCAUCUUUAUCAGUAUCAGGAUCGCCUUGAAGACAAAGAGAGCGCCGCAAAUGAAGAUGAGUCCUUGUCGCAGGUGAAGCCAAUCUUAAAGUCACUAUUUCUGCAACCGUGCCCGCCUGGAGGAAGAAAGGCACCGGUCCUUGGAGACACUUCGGGGAUGCGCAAAGAUGUGAGAGUAAAAAGCCAGGGGCAUUGUGAUUGGCCAUACUCUUUCUAAAAGCAUCAGUCACUGCGAAUUCAGGGUUGCUCCAACCAGAACAUCAACGAGGUGACACCAAACUUGAAGGCGACGUGUUUUCAGUCUGCACGGUGCACGCGUUCGCAGCGUUAACGAUAAACUUGCAUCAUUUGCCCAAAAGAGGCGGGCGCGCUUUCCGUGGUGCUGAAACAGAAAGACUUGGCUGAUCAACUAGUGCAGCCCAGCGAAGAAGAGGAGGACGCUCUCACUUCGCCACCUGCCUCUGUUCCGAGCGUCGUGAUAUUUGAUAGUUUUGGUAAGAACUUAUUACAUUAGUGUCUGACUGUGCUGCAUCAUGCUGUGGGUGAAGUGGAAGAUCGUGGUGGACUCCCUGCGUGGACGGAGGAGGAGGAUGCCCUGUUCCCUCUGGUUCCUCCUGCUGUUCGCUGCUGGGGGUCUGGUUCUUUUCAUCCACCAGCGGGAUCUGUCUGAGAUGGUCCAGCAGCAAGGCCCAGGCGUGAAGCUUGGAAGCACUCCACGGCAGUCCAGGGAGACUCUUUCUACGCAGGACAGAGAGAGAGGCAAAUCCGACAGUUAUCAGGACCAUCGAGCAGCUGAAGGCAUCCUGUCCAGCCCGAUCCCUCCAAUGCAGUUCCCACACUUUGAGGAGAGUAGACUGACAGCCACCUCUGGGUCUCGGGAGCAGGACAUAGGCUCCCUUCAUGUCUCCAAAAGACAGCGCAAACUGCUGAAAACGAGUCCCCCAAUCAAUCACACCAACAAUGUUUCCUCAUCCUCUUCUUCUCCUUCUUCCUCAUCUUCAAUCUCCUCCUCCUCCUCCUCUUCAUCAGGCUCUUUUUCCCCCAAUAUCCUGGAAGCUCGCCGGCGGCUGAUGAAGGAAAUCUGUGCAAAGUACAAAAGCAGCAUCUCCAAGACCAUCACACGCCAUCAUGUGAAGCACCUCUAUGUGGAGGACAAGUACAAGUUGUUGUACUGCCAGGUGCCCAAGGCAGGCUGUUCCAACUGGAAGAGGACCCUGAUGGUGCUGGCGGGCCAGGCGCCCAAUGCCCAGAGCAUUAAACAUGACACAGUCCACUAUGGCCACCAUCUCAAGACGCUUGACAGCUUUGACCGUCAGGGAAUUAUGCAUCGUCUGGAGACCUACACCAAAAUCAUUUUUGUGCGAGAGCCCCUGGAGAGAAUGGUGUCGGCAUACAGGGACAAGUUUGAAAAUCCCAAUAACUACUACCACUCCCUGUUUGGGAAACCCAUCAUUUCCAAGUACAGGGCAAACCCCUCCUGGGCAGCCCUGAAGACAGGCAGUGGGGUCACAUUCAAGGAGUUCGUCCAGUACCUGCUGGAUGUCCACCGACCCGUUGGAAUGGACAUCCACUGGGAGCAGGUGAACCAGCUCUGCAACCCUUGUCUCAUCGACUUUGACUUCAUCGGCAAGUUUGAGAACAUGGAGGAAGAGUCCAAUUUUGUGUUGCGAUUGACUGGAGCACCCCCUAACAUCACACUGCCUGAUUUUAAAGAUAGGAACCCAACCGACACGAGGACCUCUAUGCAGAUCACACAAAAAUACUUUUCACAGGUCAGCACGCUGGAGAGACAGCGAGUCUAUGACUUCUACUACAUGGACUAUCUGAUGUUUAACUACUCCAAGCCUUUUAAAGAUUUAUAUUGAUUGACUCCUAUCGAGAUAUUUCAUUCACAAUCACAUUCCACUACACCUGAAUCUCGACCAUGAUAUAAAUCUUAACAUAAAAAGGCUCACUCAUACUUACAAGGAUCUUUGCAUCUAAGCAGAGAGAUCAGAGACCAAAUUUCCUCUGAAUUUCGCUAAAGCUGCUUUUUAUGAAUACAUUUCUACCAGAUCUUACUUUUUAGACAACUCUAAGAUUUAAAGUAUCAUGUGGUGUCAUAUUAAAUACUCGAAAUAGAUCUGAAAUGCAAGCUAUUUAUUCACUAGUGGCACAUGGUGAGGCAGAAUAUUAAAAUUAUAAAUGUUAUGCUUCUAAAAAAAGUUUGUUAUUGUUCAGCAGGCUUUAAAUUAUGCCUUACUGUGAGUCAAAUAGCACAUGUAAAUGCACUUUCAGUAUAUAGUCCAGUAUGUUAGUUAGUUAGUUGUUUGUUAUGUGAGUCCCUACCACCUACCUUUAGAAUAAUCAUACCAAAACAAUUAUUUUUCUUCAGUCUGUAUUUGACCUGUGAUAAAGAUCAAGUAAUGAUCACCACCAUGUAAUGCAUUUCUUCAAAUGAACUAUAUUUGCUUUUUUAUUUGAAAUAUUUACAUUUACUAUUUGACUUACAGCCGGUUAGGCAUCAGUAUACCUCUAUGUAUCAAUGCAUACUAAUACAAAUAUUUAAUGUAAAUGGUUUUACUAAACAUAAAGAAAAUGAAACACUAUAAAUAGUAUAAAUCUUUAAAAUGUGUCAAGUGCUACCCACUCAGAAGCUGUGUGCACUUAUUGUAGCAUUUUUGUACCUCUAACUUUGUCGGGUAGGUUUGUGCUAUAGUCUAACACACACGUGCUGUUGGUCUCCCAUCACCAGAGGUAUUUACUUGGAUGGCUGUUAAAUGCAGGACAUCUAGGUACUUGCAGGGUACAAAGUGUUGCUGCCAAUAUCUCUUAAUAUCUGUUAGUGUUACAGUCAGUGUUGGCAACCAAACUGACAAAAGUCAACAAUGCAAAAAAAAUCAGGCAAAAAGCCACACAAAACAGAUGUUUUAAACAUGAGUUUGUGACAGUCCUAAAAAGUAUUAUUAAAAAAAAGGAAAGAGUGUGCCCAAACUUCUCCAUCUACCACACUAAACACCCCAUGACCAGCUGUCACCUACAAAUCUCACACUGUCAGCAACUCUGUACCCUCUGUAUGUAUCACAUCUACUCUACACCAUCUUAUAGGCUUUUUACUGACACUACUGUGUAGAACUGUAUAAUGGGCAUUCAGAUUACUAUAUAUUUUUCUAUGUAUUUCUAAAAUAUAUAUAUUCAGUGCUUCUUGGUGAAAGUAUGUUUAUUUCCUUUUUGAUGUCAUUGAUUGUUCUUUUAGUGAUACCAGUGUAGAGUAUUGUGUAACAUAAGAGUUUCUUUCCAAAACAAGAUAUCCACCAGCUGAUUCCAACUCUCCUGUAACUAAAUGCUAUAAAAUCAGCACUACCGUUUAAAGUGAAGGACAUAACUUUGUUUGAUUGAUGAACUGACACCAGGGGGUGCGACUUUUUAUUUAAUGAUAAUGGAUAUAUAAAAGUUUGGAAAUUAGCUCUUUAGUUACUUACCCCUAAUCUGUUUGGUCUCUCAAUAGGACAACAGCCCCUGUACAGAUGAGCUGCAUUCCACCUAGUUACCAUCCUCACUAAUGGCAUUUUUACCCCCCAGCCACUCCACUGUUUGUGUGUGUGUGUGUGUGUGUGUGUGUGAGAGAGAGAGAGAGAGAGAGAGAGUACAAAGAUCUGUCUAAAUGUUGUGCAAUCUUUUGUCCUGCAACUUUUAAAAAGGAUAUAUACACACGCAGUGCUAGACUGCUAUAUUCACCAACAACCAGCUGGCAUUAAAUGCUUCAUCCAAGUCAGAUUACAUGACAGACAGCUGCAAGCUCUGAGGCCCUGAGCAUACCAACUUUUAUAAAUUAGGAUCUGUUAAAACCCUUUGUGAGAUUACACAUUUCUAAGAUACUGUGAUAUUCAAUAUGAGGCGACAAGAAACAGAAGCAUUCGUCAGAUUAUCAUGUACUGUAAAUCCUCCAGAUUAUAUUGACUGAAUGGAAACCUCAGCCUCGUUUUCUCCCAGGUAAAGUUCAGUUUAAAUCUUCUUGGUUCACAAUUUAACUGUGCAAUGAAGAACGACCAUGAGACCAAAAUAAUCAGUGCUAGUGGUGUGCGAGUUAAAUUUACAAAGACGUAUCUUGAAUAAACAUGAUAUAAAGUAAAUGUUUAAUCAAGAUAACAAAUCUGGUGACAACCAAAGUUGGAGGAAGUAUAUUUUUUAGACGGACAAGAUGCAAAGAUGAGCUUGAGCCAUUGUGAUGCUGGGAUCAACCUAUAGCUGGUCUCUUAGAAAGUAGCAAUCAGUAUUCAGCUAUUCAGCUAUAUGCUUUGCAACCCACUGAAAAUGUGUUUUAUGUCCCAAAAUAGUUCAUAAUAAGUGAUAUUUGCCUAUGAGUAAAGAGAAAUUCAUAUUAUUUAAAUCUAUACGCACUAUAAUCAGCUUUUGGAGACCUUCAACAAUUUUUGGUGGUAUUACUCUUUUGCGAUGAUGGUAAUUGUUUGAACCUUUGUCAGUAUAGUGUGUUGGCUUUUGCAAUUCCAAAAUUUAAUCUUUGUUUAGGUUUUGGUCAGAUUUUAUGUAGGUAAAGCCAAUCUCUGACCAAAACAGCUACUGCAUUAUGAAGAGUAUUAAUUGUGCAAAUACUCAAUCAGUCCCUUCCCCCACGCUGAUAAAGUUUUCUUGGUAUGUGGGUGUAUGGACAGAUUUAUCAAAAGCGUAAUUACAGUAACAAGUGAAUGUAUAACUGUUUAUUGUUGGUGCAAACGUGUAUAAAAUAUGAUCUUAAGCCCUUUGCCUUAUUUUACACUGCCAAUUAAAUGGUGUAUUUCAGGAAGACAUUCUUCAGGUGGUUAUUAUUUCUGACUGACGAGUGUCUACUAAUAAACUGUCUUUAGCAUUUUCAAUGUAUGCUCUUUUUAUUCUUCCAGUUG